AUGUCGACCACUAUCACUGCCAGCGCAUAUGAUAUCAGUACCAACCUCAAAGCCUCUCUAGCACAGAUUCGGAAUACCACAAAUCUUUCGACGUGGACGCUUGUUCUGGCUACGGUUCUCACUGUUGGCGUAUGGCUUCGUCUCUCCCGGCAAAAUGAUUCAAAGAAGAACCUUGGAUAUUCUAGUGGGCGGGCUGUAGGGAAUGGAACCAGCGCUGAGAUUCUUAAACCCCUGCAAGUACGGGUUUCGCGUAUCCUUAUUCAUCCCAUCAAGAGUUGCAGAGGGAUCUCUGUGCAGAAGGCGCUCUAUACCCCCGAAGGGAUGGAGUUUGACAGACUAUGGGCGAUCAUAGAUACUGCAAAGCAGGCAAUUAUCACCGCUCGUGAAGUCCCCAAGAUGGUGUUGAUCACUCCCCAGAUAGAAAGGGAUGAUUCAUCGCCACAUUUGGGUCGUCUCGUCGUCUCGGUUCCAUUGGCCAGUGGAACUGAGACGUUUUCCAUCCCGCUUCGUCCCAGCGAAGAUAUUCUUCGCGGCUGGGAAGUUCUUCCGCAGAUCAGAAUCUUUCCAAACCAAGGGCCCGUAGACGGCUAUAUCUGCAAUUCGCUCGAAGGAAGGACUCCGUCGGAUGUGUUGAGCGAUUACUUUGGAAAGCCGGUUCAGCUGGUGUACAAGGGUCCUCGUACCAGGCACAGCGAUCCCACGGUCGAAUUCCCGAACCUUAAGGCAACUGCGAAGUAUCAAGACAUGUAUCCUCUCCUAGUCCUGUCGGAGGAAAGCACGUCCGUCGUGGACCAGCACAUCCGCAAUCAUGUGGGCACUCAGGGAAUUGAUGAACGGUGGAAGACUGACACGGUGGUCAUUGAAAGAUUCAGGCCUAAUAUCGUUUUCUCUGGAGGAGGGCCUUUUGCUGAAGAUAAUUGGGAAGAAAUAUCUAUCGGAACCGAGGAUGCUCCUACAAUAACCCUUGUCUCGAAAUGUACUCGCUGCCUCUUACCCAACGUGAGCCCGGAAACGGGUGAACGCGACGCUGCAGUCCCUUACAAAGUCUUGAUGAAGUUCAGGACUGGUUUGGACCCGAAGCAAAAGCUGAAGCCAUGCGUAGGUUGCAACGCCGUUCCAGGUGGGAACGGGGUCGUCUCUGUCGGCGAUUGGGUGUUUGUCAAGAAGGUUUCGAAGCCAUUGGUAACAUGAGGUGAUGAAUAGACCAAAAUCCUGAACCAUAGUUGAUUGGGAUGUAGACUCUACCGCUGAUAUGGGGAUAGAAUCUUGUAGAAUCUGAUAUGAAACGCCCGGACUAGGCACACGUUUU
Coprinopsis cinerea okayama7#130 is the source of this 1309-nucleotide messenger RNA. RefSeq lists its product as hypothetical. The transcript is spliced from 8 exons. The record is from RefSeq and is a predicted model, not a curated record. Gene Ontology annotation, molecular function: molybdenum ion binding; catalytic activity; pyridoxal phosphate binding. NCBI's taxonomy places the organism in Eukaryota, Fungi, Basidiomycota, Agaricomycetes, Agaricales, Psathyrellaceae. Bases 1 to 1191 code for a protein of 396 amino acids.